Molecule: messenger RNA, 1249 nt
Organism: Habropoda laboriosa
Lineage: Eukaryota; Metazoa; Arthropoda; Insecta; Hymenoptera; Apidae
Product: zinc finger protein 664-like
Exons: 2
Coding region: 1-1242 (413 amino acids)
Biological process (GO): regulation of transcription by RNA polymerase II
Molecular function (GO): DNA-binding transcription factor activity; RNA polymerase II cis-regulatory region sequence-specific DNA binding
Source: RefSeq, a predicted model, not a curated record
AUGUCUGUGGCAAACAGUUUCGUAGCAAAGGUUGUAUUAGUCGUCAUAAACGUGUUCAUAAUAAUCAAAAGUCGUACAUUUGUCCGGUGGAAGAUCGAGUCUGAUGACGUUGUAAUAUCAACGGUUGAAAACGAAAAUACAAACGCUGAAGAGGUAGAAUACGUCCAGUGCUCUCAAUGCGGUAUUGUCUUCGAAGACAUGAAAUAUUUCAUAGAUCAUAUGAAUGUCGAGCAUGAAGCUCAAAUGCAUUACUGCCAAUAUUGUAAGUUAGUUUAUCAUGGUAAAGAGAAAGAAUUCGAGGAACACCUAUCGAUACAUAACGAUGAGUUAAAAGAUGCCACAGAGAAUGAAGUAUUGAAAUGCGUGAAUAAAACGAGAAAAGGUGAUAAACCGUCUACUGUAGGUGUUGAGAAAUCAUCUACUGUAGGUGUUAAAAAACCGUCUACUGUAGAUGUUGCAAACCCUCUGUAUUAUACGUGCAACUUUUGCGAAAGAAUUUUCACGAGGAAACCCGAAUUGAAAAAACACAUGCACACGCAUUCCAAUCGAAUCCAAAAUUCAGACGAAUCCGAACUUGUAGAUAAAGCGAAACAAAUAAUAGACGAUCGUGUUUCUUACAAAUGUGACAUGUGUAAAAAGUUUAUAUUUACGAAGCGCGGAUUCUUACGCCACAUUCGUGUCCAUUCUGACAAACGACCCUGUAAAUGCGAUUUAUGUGGGAAAUCUUAUCGAAUCGAACAAGAUUUAGCCAGGCAUAUAAGGGACGUUCACGAAAGAUUGAAGAAAUACAAUUGCGAUAUAUGUGGUCGUGCGUUUGCGAAUAAAGGAUCAAAAGAUGAUCAUCGAAGGAUUCAUACGGGUGAACGUCCGUACGCCUGUGAAUACUGUCCGAAAAUGUUUCGUACACUGAACUCCAUUUAUAUUCAUAAUCGUGUACAUACAGAUUAUAAACCUCAUAAAUGUUCGUAUUGUGGAAAAUACUUCAGAAGCAAGCAGAGGCUAACUCAUCAUGAAACUACGCACACAGGCAUUAAAGCAUUUGCCUGCGAAAUUUGCGGUAAGACGUUUUCCGUCAAGGGAGAAGUCGGACGACAUCGUGCGGUGCAUAACGAAGAAAAACCUUUCAAUUGUAAAUGCGGUGUGAAAUUUGGACAAAAGAGAUACUUGAGAAACCAUAUAAGACAGCAGCAUCAAGAAAUGUCUUCUCGGUUAUUGGCAGAUUUAUUGGGAAAUAAGAAUUGAAAUGCGC